UUCAGCUCAUUUUUCCCCGCCAAACUGGUCGCCAGAAUGAGCCUUCUGAACCGAGCCGCUUCGCUCUCACUCCCACAGAGCCUCACCUACUUCCCACGCGAAUCGAGUGCGGCUGUCGCGUCGUCGGCCCGUUUCCCGCGUUCGGACUCGCUUCUUCUCCGUCCGCCGUAUUCUGCAGUGCAAUGCUGCCCCUUGGUUCCUAGGCGCAUUUCCUCCCAGUCACUCUCCCGCUCUUCCCGUCGCCUCGCACGGUGCGAUUCACAGCGCGACUCACGGCGCGAUUCACGGUUCAUGGCGGCAAGAAGCAGCAUCAGCGGGGGUGGCGGAAGCGAAGCGGGCGAGGUCCAGGCAGAGGAGAGAUCGGGAUCGGACGGUUCACAGAGCCUCGCGACGCGGAUCCUUCACUAUAAGGGCGCGGACUUCGAUCCGUAUGGCGCCGUCAGCACGCCUAUCUACCAGACGGCGACAUUCCGGCAGGUCUCUGCAACGGAGAACAACGCGUAUGACUACACUCGCAGUGGUAACCCGACACGGGAUGCCUUCGAGAAGCUCCUAGCAGAGGUCGAGGGAGCCCACCGUGCCUUUGCCUUUAGCACGGGGAUGGCAGCACUUGCUGCAGCUACCAGACUGGUUACCACUGGCUCGUCCAUCGUGGCGGGUGACGAUAUCUAUGGGGGCACAGACCGGCUGCUUUCAAGAAUCGUGCCUCGCGCAGGAGUUGCUGUCAGGCGUGUGGACACAACGGACCUAGAGGCAGUGAGGGCGGCUGUCACGGAGGGCACGAAGCUAGUGAUAAUGGAGAGCCCGACCAAUCCUCGGAUGAUGAUCAGUGAUAUAGGGGCCAUUGCAGAGAUUGCCCAUUCCGUGGGUGCACUACUAUUGGUUGACAACAGCAUCAUGUCGCCGGUGCUCUCGAAGCCGCUGCAGUUGGGAGCAGACAUUGUGAUGCACAGUGCGACCAAGUUCAUCAGCGGGCACAGCGACGUUAUGGCUGGGGUGCUGGCUGUUAACAACCCGGACUUGGCUCGCGAGAUCUAUUUCGUGCAGAACGCGGAGGGCUCUGGUCUGAGCCCGUUUGACUGCUGGGUGUGCCUGCGAGGAAUCAAGACCAUGCCGCUACGACUGGAGCGGCAGCAGGCCAAUGCACAGAAGAUAGCCGAGUUCCUCGCCAGCCACGCUCGAGUGGAGAGGGUGUUCUACGCCGGUCUGCCCUCGCAUGCCAACCGCGACCUGCACUUCUCUCAGGCCAAGGGUGCGGGGUCGGUGCUCAGUUUCAACACAGGCAACAUCAACGCGUCGAAGCACAUUGUUGAGACAAUGAAGCUUGCCAACAUUGCCGUCAGCUUCGGCAGUGUGGCCACAUCCAUCAGCCUGCCGUGCUUCAUGUCGCAUGCCAGCAUACCGGCUGAAGUGCGCAAGGAGAGGGGCCUGGUCGAAGACCUCAUUCGCCUCUCGGUGGGCAUCGAGGACGUGGAUGACCUCAUUGCUGAUUUGGGGAACGCCAUAGACACAGCUCCAUUUUCAUAAGUUAACAUUGAAUUUCGAACACAUGGGAGUAGGUAGAUACUCCUUUUUACUUCGGCAUAAAAUGCAUUAUGGAAUCUUUGUAAGAUGUGAAUUUGAGAUCUAGGCUAAUCCAUGUACAUUAGCACAACACAACUUGC
Molecule: messenger RNA, 1664 nt
Organism: Closterium sp. NIES-67
Lineage: Eukaryota; Viridiplantae; Streptophyta; Zygnematophyceae; Desmidiales; Closteriaceae
Source: the annotation of a GenBank genome assembly